Molecule: messenger RNA, 820 nt
Organism: Rubroshorea leprosula
Lineage: Eukaryota; Viridiplantae; Streptophyta; Magnoliopsida; Malvales; Dipterocarpaceae
Source: the annotation of a GenBank genome assembly
AAUGUAAUUAAUUAUAAUCUUUAUUAAUUUGACAACUCGAUCAAAAGGAAUUUUCAGUUUUCAAAAGUUUUUUUUUUUUUUUCUCCUGUGGAGAAACCAUUAUGUUACUCGGCAGUAGUCAUCAGCAGCCGCAGUUCAUCAUAGAGAUCACAAUCCUAUCAGCAGAAGGCCUCAAGAACACAUCUUCUGCUCUCUUCUCUCACCGUUUACGCCCCUUCGUCACCAUCUCCACCGUCCUUCCGGCUCCAAGCGAUCGUGACAACAAUCGCCAUUCGUACCAAACAAGGGUUGACGAUUCAGGUGGGGUGAACCCCACAUGGGGCGACAAGUUUCGUGUCCCGGUGGACUCUACUUUCUUCGCCAAUAGGUAUUCAUGUAUAUAUCUGCAACUUUACACCAAACGGCUCAUUUCUGGGAAGACCCUAUUGGGUUGGUGCCAUAUUCCGGUGUCUGACAUCGGAGUCCCUCCUGCGGGUUCCCUUCAGCACCGAAGUUACCGGUUGCGGGCUAGAGACGGCUCUAGAGGUCCGGGGACUCUGAAUGUCUCCGUCAAACUAGAAAGUGCUACGUUACUUGGUGGCAACGGUUUUCCGUUGGACACGUGCCAGACGGUAAUUGGUGUACCACUGACGGUUUGGCCACAUGUCGGCAAGACCGCAGAAAAUUAAAACGGGAAGGAAGCCGGCGGCGAUUCACUGACUUAACUAAAAUGGUGGACCGCACAGCUCUCCGUUGCACCAACCAUAUUAAUUUUGUUUUUUGUAAAUACUGAUUUAUAAAUGAUAAGGAGUUUUCUAUAGAAUAAAUUAAGAGUGUAAUU